Messenger RNA from Penicillium antarcticum, 708 nucleotides. RefSeq lists its product as uncharacterized. The transcript has 2 exons. The coding region runs from base 1 to 708 and encodes 235 amino acids. The record is from RefSeq and is a predicted model, not a curated record. NCBI's taxonomy places the organism in Eukaryota, Fungi, Ascomycota, Eurotiomycetes, Eurotiales, Aspergillaceae.
AUGGUUUUGAAUCGAUCUACCAAAAAUGCCGUGAUUACAAAAGGGAAAGGUACGUGGCGGACGAAAACGGCUGAAGGAGUCACCCAGGAAGAGAAAGAAAAGAAGGAGGAAGAGGAUGAGGAGAUAGCUGCGGAAAAUCCGGCUGCGAAGAAACGAGCUGCGAAGAAACCGGCUGCGAAAAAACUGGCUGCAAACAAACCGGCUGCGAGGAGAACGGCUGCGAAUAAAACGGCUAAAGCGGCGACAGCUACCACCCAGGAAGAGGAUGAGGCGACAGCAGCGAAGGCGAAGGCGAAGGCUAUGACGGAAAUGGCUACGGUUGCGAAGAGAAUGGCUGCGAAGAGAACGGCUGCGAAUAAACCGACUAAAGCGGCGACAGCUACCACCCAAGAAGAGGAUGAGGCGACAGCAGCGAAGGUGAAGGCUGUAAAGAAAAUGGCUACGAAUAGAACAGCUGCGAAGGAACCAGCUAAAGCAGUGAUAGCUACCAGCCCGACGAAGGCGAACAAGGAGAAGAAAGCUACCGAGACCAACUUCCCAACAUCCAUGGAUCUAUUCAACUCACUUCCAGAGACUUUGAACAUAUGGGAUACAGAUCCUACAUUCCAGUAUAUACAUCAUGCUGCCCAUAAGUUGGCUGAAUUUCUUUGCGCUUUCAUCAUAUUUUUAGUUCAGCUCUUGGCCGAACGCAGAUCAUCUCAUUUCUAA